Trichomonas vaginalis G3 is the source of this 567-nucleotide messenger RNA. RefSeq names its product spectrin binding. Bases 1 to 567 code for a protein of 188 amino acids. The record is from RefSeq and is a predicted model, not a curated record. The transcript has a single exon. Lineage: Eukaryota; Parabasalia; Trichomonadida; Trichomonadidae.
AUGUCCAAACAAGACGUUCAUCCUAAAAAAUAUAGUGAAUUGCGAAGUAUCUAUGAAUACUUUAUCAAUUCAUAUAAUGCUUUGUACCAGCUAAAAACGGAAAAUGAAGAAGGAAUAAACUCGAUUUACAAACAAAUCAAAACAGAACUAAUUGAAGCAUGGAAAUAUUCUCCAAUUAAGAUUAUACGAGAUAUUUUAAGUAUCAUUCCGUAUAAUAAUCGCUAUACAAAGUCGUAUUUAUCUCUGGCCAAACAAAUCUCUGAUGAUUAUCAUGUCCAAGAGGUUAACAAUGUAGAUCCUAUUUCAAACUUCCUGUUUUAUAAAGAAUAUGGAAUUAAAUUAAACAAAGCAUAUGAUUUCAAAGAAAUUAAAUCCAAAAACCUCGAAAUUCAUACAGAAGACACAAUUUACAGAGCAAUUAUGAAUAAUGAUAUAAAAAGAUUCAUCGUAUUCACUGAAAGUGAAGAAUUUGAUAGUGAUCAACGACUCAAAAUAAUUCUGAUAAAAAAUAUUCAUUACUUGAAUUAUGUUGUUACCACAGAGCAGUUGACUGUUUCAAGUUAUUAA